UGUCUUGAUACAAUGCUAAUGCUCUCUAUAUAAGUGACACCUCAGUGAAGUUUCAUUGAGGAAACAAACACUCUCCUUCGAAUCGUUCAGCAGAAGGAUUAUAACAUCAGACAUCGCAGUGAUGGAAAUGUCUCGCCAUCCCAUUGUCCAUCAGCCGCAAGCUCACCGAUGCACGCGGAGCUUUGAAUGGCAGAACGAGCUCUGUGACUGUGGCAACGACUGUCGCAUCUGUCUCUGUGGAGCCUUCUGCUUCUGUUGCCUGGGAUGCAAAAUUGCCAGAGACAUGGAAGAAUGCUGCUGCUGUGGUCCAACUGUGGCCAUGAGGACCCGCUAUCGAACUUUGUACAGGAUACCGGGAUCCCUCUGCUCAGACUGCCUCGUUGCCAUUUGCUGCGCUCCUUGUAAUCUUUGCCAGCUGAAGAGCGAUAUCAACAGAAGGAAACAAUUAGGGAUAUUCUAGAGCACGUUGCGAUUAUCUCUAUACUACUUAUAAUAAUUUGUUUCAGUGUUACUUGCAACUAAUUUCUUUUUGGAAAUCUUUUUGCCUGAUUGGCUUUCUUUUUGUUUUUUCAUUUUCUGAAGGAAGACUUGUUUUCUCAAAAAUGUUCUAUCCUGGUAUCAUCCCAGACUUUGUUGGUGGCAUCUCUCUGGACUGAUGCUUCAUAUUCUAGCAGAGCUUCUAUUAUUACUUGGUUCAAGCAACCAUAUACCUUCCCCAGAAAACUGUUCCUCUUAACUUUUCCCUCCAUUUCCCUUUAUACCCCCCCCCCCGAACAUGUGUGUUUUGAAGUGAAAUGUAACAGUACUGGUCUUAUGUGGUAAUUUUAAUAUGAAUAAAAUUCAAUAAUAUUGUGGUCA
Anolis carolinensis (green anole) is the source of this 858-nucleotide messenger RNA. RefSeq names its product placenta-specific gene 8 protein. The record is from RefSeq and is a predicted model, not a curated record. The transcript has 4 exons. The coding region runs from base 122 to 460 and encodes 112 amino acids. Gene Ontology annotation, biological process: positive regulation of transcription by RNA polymerase II. NCBI's taxonomy places the organism in Eukaryota, Metazoa, Chordata, Lepidosauria, Squamata, Anolidae.